GAUUCUGAUUCAUAUCAAAGAAAAGUAGCCUGAACUGUGAGACAUGUAUCGAUUUACACAGGGAUUUAUUUUGUUUAUCCUCCUCCCUGCGACCUUCGUAAAGGCUCAGCAGAUCCAGAGAGCCACAGUGUUUUGGGAUGAUGUUCAGAGGUCUGUAGUGCUGAAAGAGAAUGUGAUGGAAGAGGGAGGAGAUGCAUUCGGUUAUUUCAAUGAUAGUUUAACUAUUUCUGGGUGGGGAGUUCUGGAACUGCGGGCUGGUUAUGGAAAAUUGCAGGAGAACGAUGAAAUUCCAUACUUUUUGGCCGGAUACCUCGAAGGGUUCCUUACAGCCUCACAGAUGAUAAACCAUUACUUUAAUAUGUACCCUCAGCUGAUAAAAAAUCAUAGCAUUAUGAAACCUUUGAAACGCUUCAUGAGUGAACAGGACUCAUGGACAAGGGCACAAGUGAAAUUAUAUGGGAAGAGUGAUAACCCGUGGCAUCAUGUGGGACUUCUAGUGGCUCAAUUGGAUGGACUGCAUGCCGGGGCGGCAUAUUGGGCCAAAAGUAGACAGGAGGAGCCUCUGUCCAUGUUUGCGGUUCAGUUCCUCAAUGGUAUUGGGGAUUUGUUAGACUUAAUCCCUGUUCUCAAAAGACGUUCCAACUCUUCUUCUGACUCCUUCAGAAUGCCAGGCAUGGGUCACUGCUCCGCUCUCAUUAAGAUGUUACCUGGCUAUGAGAAUCUACUGCUUGGUCACUCCAGCUGGUAUACCUAUGCAGCCAGCAUGAGAAUCUACAAGCACUGGGACUUCAGCCUGAAAAAUAAACAUAAUGCCUCCAGCAGACUGUCCUUUAGCAGCUACCCUGGGAUCUUGUCUUCUCUGGAUGACUUUUAUUUGCUGGGAACUGGAUUGUUUGUAACUCAGACCACAAACAAUGUGUUCAACUCCUCUCUGUUUUCCCUGGUGACGCCAGAGGCUUUGUUUGCAUGGCAGAGGGUGCGUGUAGCACAUGUGCUAGCCCGCACAGGAAAGCAGUGGGCCCAAAUAUUUUCCAAGCACAACUCGGGGACCUACAAUAACCAGUAUAUGGUGGUGGACCUCAAGAGGGUUUCACUUGGCAAGAAAAUUGACAAUUGGAGUUUGACUAUUGUGGAACAGAUUCCUGGUUUGGUGGCGUACUCAGAUCAGUCACAAGCGCUGCGUCAUGGUUACUGGGCAUCCUACAACAUCCCUUUUCACUCAGACAUUUACAGAAACAGUGGUUAUGCUGUGAUGUGGAAAAAGUAUGGGGAAGACUUCUCCUAUGACCUCUGUCCACGUGCUAAGAUUUUUCGCAGGGACCAGGCUAAAGUAACUAACCUGGCCACCUUGAAAAAUAUUAUGAGGUACAACGAUUACAGAAAAGACCCAUAUUCGAAGAAGCACCCAUGUAAAUCCAUCUGUUGUCGUAAUGAUUUGAGACUCCGGCGACCUCAUCCAGGAGGCUGUUAUAAUACUAAGGUCACAGAUCAUCACAUGGCCCAAAUGUUUACAGUCGAAGCUGUGAACGGACCCACUACUCAGAAUGCUCUUCCACCUUUCUCUUGGAGUCAUUUCAAUCAGACAGCUCAUCAAGGGCUCCCUCAGACCUACAACUUCACAUUCAUCACCAUGCAGCCCCUACUCGUUUCUCAUAUAGAGCAAGCCAAGAGAUCUAGCCAGGACAUGCUAAUAGUAGUCUAGUGCAGUGUAUGGACAACAGUUUAGUGCUUACAG
Molecule: messenger RNA, 1735 nt
Organism: Xyrauchen texanus (razorback sucker)
Lineage: Eukaryota; Metazoa; Chordata; Actinopteri; Cypriniformes; Catostomidae
Gene: plbd1b
Product: phospholipase B domain containing 1b
Exons: 11
Coding region: 44-1702 (552 amino acids)
Biological process (GO): phospholipid catabolic process
Cellular component (GO): extracellular region
Molecular function (GO): glycerophospholipase activity
Source: RefSeq, a predicted model, not a curated record